AUGGCUUCGAUGAUCCACACGGAGACGUUCGAUGUGGUCGAGGAACGCGUUCGGCAGACGGUGGAGGACUCACAGGAUGUGGUAGAGACCCUUAAAGACGUUGCGAUAGGCAAAUCUCGGUCGCGCGUUCAGCGCGCAACGCUAGUGGUGGGCAUUGCUGGAGCGACUGCCGGCGCUUUGGCCGGCCUCCCCAUACUCGGCAGUGUCGCUGUCGCUGCAGGGACGGCCAGUCUCACUGCUUUGACCGGAAAGAUCGCACACGACCGCUUUGCACAGCGGGCUGCAGAGGUAGCCGAAGGUGGCCGACAAGUUGCAAGGAGGAGCACCGUGUGA
This is a messenger RNA of Symbiodinium sp. CCMP2592, 333 nucleotides long. Lineage: Eukaryota; Dinophyceae; Suessiales; Symbiodiniaceae. The record is from the annotation of a GenBank genome assembly.